AUGACUUACAACACAAGCACUAUCACGAGCGCGCAAAAUCCACCUGCUGCGCCAGCUUCUCAACACGAUAUCAUUGCCCAAUUUUCGGAUGCACCAAGCACUACAAGCGAAAGCACGAGCUACAUCGUCAUCAGAAAUAUCAUACCGGUGUCAAGCCUCAUCGAUGUACUAUCUCAGGGUGUAAGAGAUCCGGCGAGAAUCUUUACGCGAAAAGACCAUUUGACACAGCACGUGAGAAAGGUGCAUCAGACGACGAUUCCUUCCAUGACAACGAACAGCGCAUGA
Molecule: messenger RNA, 285 nt
Organism: Glarea lozoyensis ATCC 20868
Lineage: Eukaryota; Fungi; Ascomycota; Leotiomycetes; Helotiales; Helotiaceae
Exons: 2
Coding region: 1-285 (94 amino acids)
Source: RefSeq, a predicted model, not a curated record